AUGGUUCCACCACCAGUUUAUUAUUAUUUUCAUUCAAACUUAAUUAGUUCAAUUGAAAAUCUCGUUAUUAAUACGUAUUUUUCAAUUGAAACAUUCUAUGAUGUACUUGGUGUAAUGGAUAAAUUUCGUAGUUUAUCCAUUGAUUUGCUGACGGAUUCAAAUGACUGGUAUGAACCACGAUCCAGUCUUAACCUUCCGUCGUUUAAAAAUUUAAGAAAAAUUUGUAUUAAGCUGAAGAAAAUUGAUUUUAACAAAUUUCAAAAUAUUGUUAAAAAUGUUUUUAAAUUUAUUGAAAUUUUAUUCAUUUCAAUUGACGAUAAUGAUGAAGAAUAUUUAUAUACAGAAAUUGCGUAUCUUUGGUAUCUAUCAUAA
Molecule: messenger RNA, 372 nt
Organism: Adineta steineri
Lineage: Eukaryota; Metazoa; Rotifera; Eurotatoria; Adinetida; Adinetidae
Source: the annotation of a GenBank genome assembly